GGCGUGUCAAUGUUUUCCUCAUUAUUUUAGAGAUAAAUUAUUAAUAUAGAAAUCAAACAAGGGAAAAUAAUGCAAUAAAUGAAUAGCACAUAUUCUUUUAAAAAUGGAAGAAGAUGACCCAAUAGUGCAGGAGAUUCCUGUUUACCUUUCCCAGGCUUUAGCACAGCAUUUAUACUUGUAUCAGUAUCCUAUGAGACCAGCUAAUAGGGAAUGGAAAGAUAUAAAAGUGACAAAUGCUUCCAUCAAACCAAAUAACCAAAUUGUUAGACUUGAGAUGGGUUUGGACACAUAUAGCGACAAGUAUUGCCCUUCCAAAGCUGAACAGAUUGCCCUUAACACUGAUGGCGCCCAGGAGUCAAGGUAUAUAAAAGAUAAAGAAAAGGAAAAAGCACAAUACUUCAGAAGUGGAAUGAUGGACAAAAUAGUGUAUGAAAGCAGCACACCCUGUACGGAAAUACAACAUUAUGCUGUUGCUAUACUACAGGACAAGGAGCUACAUUGUACUCCCAUCAAAGGUAUAGUACAAAUGAGACCUUCAUAUUCAUACUAUGAUAAACAAGACAAGAGGAAGCAGGACAAAAAUAAAGCGGAAAACUCUGAUGAUGAGGAGAAAGAACCAGAAGCACAGCAGGUGACAGUAAAAUUCGCACGUCCCGAAACGGAGGUGGCUAAGAAAGCUCGCGAGAAGUCGUAUGAGACCAUAUCACAGAGAGUGGCUACUGAACCAUGGUAUGACGGCUUAUGGAAGCACCCGGAUAGUGAUCAUGCUGAUCUUGAACGUCUCAAGCUAUUCAGUUCGACGAGCUCAGAUGGAUCAACUUUAACCCUCAAAGCCGGCGAAUACAUCCGGACACUGGUGCCCGCCCCGCCCGCGGAUGAGGCAGACACUGCACCCACCAAGUCACUGUCCCUACAGGAUCAGAUACGGGAAAUACUUAUUAAUGCCAAAAUGCUGACAUUCUCGGAGCUGCGCUCGCUGUGCGGAAGCGGGACGGGGCUAUCGAGUAACUCGGGUGUCAGCGAGACGGCGCUACUGGCGGCGCUGGGCGGCGCGGCGUGCUGCGUGCGCGGGCUGUGGACGCCGCGCUCGGGCGACCUGUACACGCGCGCCGCGCCCGCCCCGCCGCCGCUCAUGUGUGCGGCGCGAGACCACGUGUUAUAUCUCUUCACACAACAUUCCUACGUGGAGCGACGUAAAAUAGCAGCAGCGGUUCGCUUGCCGCCGCAGCAAGUCCUAGAAAUACUACAGUCAGUGGCCAAAUUCAAUCCGAAGACUGGGUGGGAGCUGCUUUUGCCACCUGACACAGCGUUCGAAGCGAAGUACCCAGAAGUGAUGCAACGGCAAAACCUGUACUUGGAAGCUAGACAGAGGCAGUUCAACGAAAUGCUCAUCGGUGAAAGUGUGCCCAAGCGUCAAAGGAAGAAGUCCCAACGGGAUUCCACCAGUUCUGACACCAUGCUGAGCCCCAAGCCCCGGAAUAAUAGUGUUAGUGAGGAAGACAGUGACCGUAAACGACAUAAGAACAAAUCUGCCACUGGUACCGGAAAACGGACUAGAAAUAUAAGUUCCAGUAGUGCGCACGAUACGUGAACGGUGUAUAUAGUUAGGUUAUCAAAUUGUAGUGCUUAUUGCCUUAUAUAGCCUCGAAGGCGUUUGUACUUGUUUUAGAAAAUUAUGUUUUAGGGUCAAUUUAUACUAGCACAGAGUCGAAGCGCAU
Messenger RNA from Aricia agestis (brown argus), 1718 nucleotides. RefSeq names its product DNA-directed RNA polymerase III subunit RPC5 (gene Polr3E). The transcript is spliced from 8 exons. Lineage: Eukaryota; Metazoa; Arthropoda; Insecta; Lepidoptera; Lycaenidae. Gene Ontology annotation, biological process: DNA-templated transcription. Gene Ontology annotation, cellular component: RNA polymerase III complex; nucleus. Bases 104 to 1591 code for a protein of 495 amino acids. The record is from RefSeq and is a predicted model, not a curated record.